Molecule: messenger RNA, 756 nt
Organism: Plasmopara halstedii
Lineage: Eukaryota; Oomycota; Peronosporomycetes; Peronosporales; Peronosporaceae
Product: NLP-like protein
Exons: 1
Coding region: 1-756 (251 amino acids)
Source: RefSeq, a predicted model, not a curated record
AUGAAAGUACAAGCCUUCGCUGUGGUACUUUUCGCCUCACUGUUUGUUUGUGCUACGUGUGUGCAUCCUGACAAGAUCGAGCCAUUUCCUCAGCCCAUACCGACAUGUGCCACACAAAAACUUGCUCUCAAGUACAAACCUCUUCUGUAUACAUCGAUGGUCGUCUGUGUUCCAUAUGCUGCCGUAGAUGCUGAUGGAGAGGUCAGUGAUGGAUUGAAGGGUAGUAAUGGAAACGAUGGAUGCACGUAUGCUCGCCAUGGCUCUCAAAUCUAUGGUCGUAUAGGGUCGUACGAAAAUCUCUCGGCUAUCAUGUACGCAUGGUACUUUCCAAAACGUUUUUGGCUUGGAUUCCCGAUACAACGUCACGACUGGAAAAGUGUUGUAGUGUGGCUUAAUGACUUGAAAUCAAUGACUCCCACGAUUGUAGCGGUCUCCAUGGCCAAGUCCGAUACUCGUUAUAAAACAGUUACGAAAUUGGAUUUGAAUGAUUUUGCCAGACUCCAAGUAGGAUCCAACGUUGUAAUCUCCAACACAUCCCUUCGAUUUGAAUAUUUUGAAUUUGGUCUGCGCUCGUCGAAUAUACGACUCACUGGUCAUAAUGGUCAAUACCAGAAAUUGAUCUUGUGGGAUCAACUCACAGAUCCGGCUCGUGAUGCUCUUAAUGAAGACAGUAACUUUGGAUCAGCCGUGGUCCCGUUUAAUGACAACCAAUUCAAGGAUCAUCUACAGGAGGCAUAUCCACUAGAGAAGGUUUAA